AUGGGCUCUGUCAUACAUCCAACUCCCUCCUGGCAGAAGAGAGCCGCAAAAAAGCAACAGGAGCUUGCCAACACAAUUCCACCAGCAUGGAGGAUCUCAGAUGCCUUCAAGGCGACCUUUCCGGUGCCGUUCUCCGACCAUCGGAAUGACUUUAUCAACACUGAGGCGAUUCGUAAAUCCGGGAUCCUGACGGAACGCGAACUGAAAAUUACUGGAGAAUAUGACGUUGAAGGACUGCUCUCCGCACUAGCAGACGGCAGCUUGACCUGCGCGGAAGUGACCCUGGCAUAUAGUAAGCGAGCUGCGGUUGCCCAGCAAUUGGUCUCGUGCCUUACGGAGACCAUGUUCACCGAAGCUCAGGAGAGAGCACAGUAUCUCGACGCCCUCCGAGCCCAGGGGAAGGUGGCUGGCCCACUUCAUGGGCUUCCCAUCAGCAUCAAGGAUAAUUUCCACUACAAAGGUACCGAGUCAACGAUUGGAAUGCUUUCUUUUCUUGAUGAGAAGUCAACCAGAAAUUCCCCGCUUGUGGAUAUCCUGCUCAAGCUGGGUGCGGUCCUCUAUGUGAAGACAAAUGUUCCCCAGACAAUGAUGACCACAGAUUCCCAUAACAAUGUUUUCCAACGUUGCCUGAACCCUUGGAAUAGCGCCCUCGGACCCGGAGGCUCCAGCGGUGGUGAAGGUUCCCUGAUCGCUCUCCGAGGAUCUCCACUGGGAGUGGGGACGGACAUUGGUGGCUCGAUCCGAAUUCCUGCCCUGUGCUGUGGAACAUACGGCUUCCGACCCAGCGCAUCCAGGGUACCGAACGGGGGAAUGCGCGGCUGCACCACUCCCGGCAUGAAAUUCCUCCUUCCUUGCGCCGGCCCACUGUCGUUGGGUCUGGACGGAAUAGAAAUAUUUUUCCAGUCGGUUAUGGGCGCUCGACCUGCCUUCUCUGAUUCAACCGUCAUCGACGUUCCCUGGAGAAAAGUCCCCCAAAAACCCAGCCUCCGAAUCGGAGUCGUCGCUGAGGAUCCCAUCUUCCCUCUCCAUCCUCCCGUUCGGCGGACCCUAGUGGAAGCCACCCACCUGCUGGAAGCGGAAGGCCACCAGAUCAUCCAUCUUUCUCCCGAAGAAGGGCAGGUGAUUCAACUGAACGAGGUCGCCUGGGGCAUAUUUAGCCUCGAUCCGGCCGGCAUGAACCACAUUAAAGCCGGGGGAGAACCUGUGGUACCUGGGAUGGAGUACAUUUACAAACAGGGUGAGAAAUUAAAAGGGUUUCACAAACCGUCCUGGUCGGAUCUGAGUGAACUUGACCGCUUGAGUAAACUUGCUGUGUUUAACGCCCGAAGAGCUGAGCUGCGUGAAGAUUACCGGAAGAUGUGGGUGCGACAUGAUUUGGAUAUUUGUAUUGCACCGCCCGCUCAAAGCACUGCUGUGCCGCAUGAUACAUUUGGGCUACCUCCUUAUACUGCCUUUUUGAAUUCUCUCGAUUAUCCCUCGUGCAUCAUCCCAUUCGGACAGGUGGGCCAGGAAGAUUCUAACGGAACCUAUGCAGUUGGGGAACACCAGAUCGGACCUGAAUACGAUUUCAAAACGCUCGAGGGAGCGCCGUGUUCCAUUCAAGUUUUUACCCCCACCAUGCGCGACGAAGAGUGCCUACAAAUGGCCAAGCAGAUUGAU
Penicillium subrubescens is the source of this 1659-nucleotide messenger RNA. RefSeq lists its product as uncharacterized. The transcript is spliced from 6 exons. The record is from RefSeq and is a predicted model, not a curated record. NCBI's taxonomy places the organism in Eukaryota, Fungi, Ascomycota, Eurotiomycetes, Eurotiales, Aspergillaceae. The annotation marks the transcript as partial.